UAGACGCCAUUGCGAAAGCACUGCAAGGGAAGCGGAUAGACUUAUUUCGAGUGACGGGGAAAAGUACAUAUAGAAUCAGUUAAAGAACGACUGUGAGCUACAACAGCUGACGAGGCUUUCAGAAUUGAAGUACUACUGUAGUGUGCAACAUACACAGCCGAAUUACUUUAUAUAUUGCAAGUGGCAGUCAAGAUGGCAUCAGACGAAGCUGCUUACAAGCCAGACAAAGAAUUAAUUCAGAAGGUGUUGCGCGAAUAUGAAAAUGAUGCAAAUCUCGAAGUCAAGUCUGUGGUCACAAGUCCUGGCUGCGAGAAAGGAGUCAACUACAUGUCAGUCAUAAAACGUCUUGUUGUCACAGGGACAACCGGAGCUGGAUUCGAUUUCAACAAAAGUUUCAUUUCCAAACAUCUGGCUGCGAAUGAAAUUCAUCAGGAGGUCUUUCAAAGUCAGAACUUUUUCGUCAACGAAGCUAGAAUGUACCAGACAGUGCCAAUGCUUCUCGGCAAGGAUCAGGAAAUACUUCCCGAUUGCUUGUUCACUAAUGUUAAACAGAUUAUCCUGGAAGACUUAAAACCACUAGGAUUCUUUCUCGAGGACAGAGUUAAGGGCUUAGACUUCGAUCAUACGAAAAUCGUACUCGAGGGAUUAGCCGAUCUUCAUGCAGCAUCGUUUAUCCUAGAACACAAUGACGCGGAAAAUUUUAACCGUAUGAAAACCAACUUCGUAGAAGCCUAUUUUCCUGACACGGAUCCUCCAGGUGUAGGGAAGAAUAUGAACGACUUCCCCAACUUUAUCGUCUUGUGCUUGAAAGUUGCCGCGACCUCAGAAGAUGACUAUUCGAAAGAGAUCGCCUUUAUGGAAGAGCACCAAGGAAAAAUUUAUGAUUUAAUGAAGGAACUAGUGAAACCUAAAGAAUAUUCGGUGGUGUGCCAUGGCGAUUUGUGGAUCAACAACAUACUUUUCAAGCACGAGGAAGUUAAGGGGAAAACGGUAGUCAGCGGUAUGCGAUUCUUAGAUUUCCAAGUUGUCAGAUUCGGGCCCCUGGUCACAGAUCUUCAGGGCUUCCUACACAGCAGUGUUCAACACGAAGUUCUAGUAGAAUAUUACGAUACUUUUCUUGAAAUAUAUUAUAUGAAACUGCGGUCGAAGCUGUCAGAGUUACGUACAAAUGCGUAUGAAAAAAUCACCUUAGAUUGGUUGAAAUGCGAAAUGCAGAGAUCGCAAAUCUACGGUAUGAUGGUAAGUCUUUGGCUCGCACCUGCGCUCUUAGCGAAUCUUGAAGAUAUUCCCGAUAAGUCAGCUAUUGCGAUGCACACGGCUGAGACCACAGCGGCUGUAGACUACUGGAAGCAAAGAUUGUCUCCACGGCUACUGCAACGAAUAGUGGAUAAGUGCAAAUAUUUUAUCAAGUAGAUCAUUGAUAUAAAGUAUACUGUUCGUUAAGGAAUAAAAAUAAAAAUUCCGUUUCAAGUGGGACCGUAUACAAAGCCUUCGGACAUACCGAUUGCUGGAAAAUAUUCUAACUAUGAUUAUAAUCAACCCGUUUAAAGACUGUAUUGAAAUGAUUAAAAUAAUGUCUUUUUGAAUAACCGA
Molecule: messenger RNA, 1593 nt
Organism: Neodiprion virginianus
Lineage: Eukaryota; Metazoa; Arthropoda; Insecta; Hymenoptera; Diprionidae
Exons: 7
Coding region: 193-1413 (406 amino acids)
Source: RefSeq, a predicted model, not a curated record